This is a messenger RNA of Plasmodium inui San Antonio 1, 1098 nucleotides long. RefSeq lists its product as hypothetical. NCBI's taxonomy places the organism in Eukaryota, Apicomplexa, Aconoidasida, Haemosporida, Plasmodiidae. The coding region runs from base 1 to 1098 and encodes 365 amino acids. The transcript has a single exon. The record is from RefSeq and is a predicted model, not a curated record.
AUGAAUAAAUCAAAGUGUUUCAAAAAUGGGAUUUCAAGCGAACGAGCAAAGUUAACUUGCGCGAAGGACGGAGACGAUGACGAAAAGAGUGACGACUCCGAUAAACAAAUUGUCGUCGUCAACGGGACAAUUAAGUCGAAAAUAUUUUUAGAUUCGAGCAAGGCGGAAAAGGGGGACAAGAACUGCACCAGUUAUGCGCGCAAUGUCAAGGCUCCUGUUAGCAAACUGGCAAAAAAAAAAAAUGCAAACCCAUGUGGUGAUGCCCCACUGGCUCAAAUCAUAAGAAGGGAUAAUAAUAAUAAGACGGGUAACUUUAUUAAGACUGCUUUUACCUCUUCCCAAUUUAGAGGCCUACAGAGCGGUCAUUCGACAUCUACACCUAAGCAUCAGAAAUUUGUGCACAAAUCGGAGCAGAAAAACCACAUAGGAGGACCCCCCAAUGGAAAGAGAGAAUGUGCGGAUCACGGUUUCUUUAACGAACUCAUGAAUAGCACCUGCGUAAAUAAAGCAGAAGCCAUUGAUCAUACGGUGUGUGGUGAUCCUAGUGGGGGGGCCUCAAAUCAAGCAACGCACAAAAGGGACCUGUAUGAUGGGAACAAGAAAAAAGUCGGUAAAAUGUGGAAAGAUACCAAUUUUGACAAAGUGAAUGAGGAAGCUGGCUUGGAUUAUCUUCCUCCCUACUAUGAAAGGAAGUAUCCUCUGGAAGAACGACCAAGCCAUUCCACUCAACACAAUAGAGUACAAUAUCCCGGGGAAGAUGAUUCCCCUCUUCGAAGAGCAAACCGAGGUGUCCAGUUCGCACUGGUGGGUGAAGAAGGAGAAAGAGCAGAAGAAGACGCUUUUACGUGCCAUCAGCAUGACGAAGCCUCCUCGCCUGUUAUAAAAUAUGACCAAUUUGAGUUGUACGAAAUAGACAACGAGAUCGAAAAAAUUACAGAGGAGGAAAAUAAAAUACAAGAAAAGCUAAUUUAUUUGUCUAACCAAGAGCUCGACAUUGCUAUCAAGGUGAAGCAGAUGCGUGCCGCCAGGCUGCUCAGUCAGAAGAAGGGUCAACCAGUCGAAUGGGAUAGGGGCUGUCACAAUGUGGAUAAGGGGUAG